GUGCAAUGGCUUGGCAGAAGAAGCUGUGUUCCUACUAUCUGCUGACGGCGUGCCUGACCUGGGUCCUGGCCAAGCCCCCCCCUGACAAGAAGGAUCGUGUCCACCACAGCCCAGACCUCAGUGACCACCCCCAUGAUGACAGCCAAGACUUCCGCUAUGACCACGAAGCCUUCUUGGGCAAAGAGGACGCCAAGACAUUUGACCAGCUAACCCCUGAAGAGAGCAAGGAGCGGCUGGGGAAGAUUGUGGAUCGAAUUGAUCGGAAUGGGGAUGGCUUUGUCACACAACCGGAGCUGAAGGACUGGAUCAAGCACACGCAGAACCGCUACAUCUAUGAGAAUGUGAACAAAAACUGGAAGGACUAUGACAAAGAUAGCAAUGGCCAGAUCACCUGGACUGAGUACAAAAAUGCCACUUACGGUCACUAUGAAGGAGAGGAGUUUGGGGAUCUUGAAGACAAACACUCUUACCGCAAGAUGUUGGCCCGGGAUGAACGGCGGUUCAAGGCAGCUGACAAGAAUGGGGACAUGAGCGCAACGAGGGAGGAGUUCACAGCCUUUCUCCAUCCUGAAGAGUUUGAGUACAUGAAGGAUAUUGUAGUGACGGAAACCAUUGAGGACAUAGACAAGGAUGGGGAUGGCUUUGUACAAGUGGAUGAAUAUCUUGGUGACAUGUACACUCCUGAAUCGGGAGAACCAGAACCUAACUGGGUAAAGACAGAACGUCAACAAUUCUUGGACUUUCGGGACCUCAACAGAGAUGGGAAAAUGGAUCGAGAGGAGAUCGGGCACUGGAUCCUGCCAUCAGAUUAUGACCAUGCUGAAGUGGAGUCGAAGCACCUCCUUGUUCAAUCGGACCAGGAUAAGGAUGACAAAAUAACCAAGCAAGAAAUUUUGGACAAUUGGAACAUGUUUGUGGGCAGCCAGGCCACCAACUAUGGUGAAGACUUGACAAAGGAGCAUGAUGAGCUGUGAUCAGGGCGAGCAGGGUGGACAUCUGAAUGUCCUUCCCUUAAAUGGGGGUGGGGGAAGCAACACACCAGAAGGAAAUUUAUUUAUUGUGUAAGGACCUGCUUGAGCUUUUCUGGAAAGCCAGGAUUGCUGGUGUAUCGGGGAGGUUUACGUUAUGAUCCAUUCCUGCUCAUCUGCACCCUCCUCUCUUACCCAAAGCACUGUGAAGCUUGCUGCACUAGUAAAGAUGUCUCCGCUGCAGGGGAAUUACAGGAAGAGGCAGGUUCAGCACCCCUAACCCCACCCCUUUCCUCACAGGAUCCAAUCUACUCCGCAAGGGCUGGUUUGUGUGUUCAACUGUUAUUUCUAUGCCUUGCAAGGCUCUUAUUCCCUCAAUAGCUCCCCACCUGUCCUUCUAAGGGACAAGCUGUCUGCCUUCAUACUGCUGCCCAAGUUGCUUAACUACCUUUCAAACACUCAGCUGGGCUUCUGUGGGGGACAAGCAACUGAAGCGGACAAGUGGGAAUAGAAAAGAGAUUGGUGGGCUCGGAAUCACCAUCUUCUAUUGCUACUUUUCGUCAGUGUAAAACCACAGGGGCUGUGUGCCAUGUGCUUACAUGCAAAGUGUAGAUGGCUUGUACCUUGAACCAAGUGUUGCUACUCCAGGCUUGUAGUUGCUCUCUGUACCUCUUCCUCUUCAGGAUGGCAGGCUUUCAAAGGAGGAAAUCAUGAUCACGUACCAGCAAUUUUUCAGUGAGACCAAAGAAGAUGCAGAAACGUUCAAGCAUACAGAUUUUCACAAAGAGCUGUGACUUCAUGACUGUAAACACUCUGAAUAAUGAAUAAAACUAACUCCCACCCCCUGAA
Varanus komodoensis (Komodo dragon) is the source of this 1817-nucleotide messenger RNA. It is a transcript of the gene RCN3, whose product is annotated as reticulocalbin 3. Lineage: Eukaryota; Metazoa; Chordata; Lepidosauria; Squamata; Varanidae. Gene Ontology annotation, cellular component: endoplasmic reticulum. Gene Ontology annotation, molecular function: calcium ion binding. The record is from RefSeq and is a predicted model, not a curated record.